AAUCAGUGCUACAACAAACAGAAUCAGUGCUACAACAAACAGAAUCAGGUCCAUUAGUUUCUGAGGAAGAUCUCUGCCAGAUGGAUGAGCCAAUACAGCAGAAUGUGAGAGCACCUGAGGGUCAACAAGAUGAAGCGGUCAGUUGCUCAAGUCUUUAGAACCUGAAUCUUCUGCUAGUAAUGUGCCAAGUCCUACAACAUCUAAGCAUUAAUACUUGUAUGGAAGACAUUGAAGUCUGUAUUGUUGUAUAAAGAUUCACCAUCAAGGCUGUCCAGAAAUAAGGUAUUAAACUUUUCAGUUCUAUAUUCUGACAUUGCAUUAUGAUGCUAGGACAGUAUCCUUUGGCAUCAUAUACCCAUAGAAAUGAUUGGUCAAUCAUACGGAAAAUGUUAAGUUUUUUAUCUUUUAUCUAUCUUUGUUUAUCCUCUAAUCAAAAUUCAAGAACAUUUGUGACCCGUUCUCAUGAAAGGAUAGAUAAGUCCCUGGAACCAAUCCAAGCCAAAAGGGUUUUUAGACGAUUGGGUCUACCUGGGUCAAAAUGAUAUUCUUGAAUUAGAUUAUCCAAUUUUAAAUCUUUAUUGUAGUGAUAUCUUUGUUUUAUUUAACAUAGAAAUGUUUUUUUAAAUAAUUAUUUUAAUUACCAUGCUAUUAAAUAAUUUUGUCCCUAAAAAUAAAGCUUUUCAAAGCGUAUCUUAAUUUAAUACCCUGCACGGUGCCCCUGCACGGUGCCCCAUCAUUGUAUACAUCAAUCCAAAGGGCGGGAAGUCCUUUUCUUCUUGAAGUAAACUAUUUUUGAAAAGAACAAGAAAACUUUAAACCCCUUUUUCUAUAAACUUUACUUUUUUACGGCUGAACACUUCAAAGUGUGACAGAACAUUGAUAAAGUGGAGUUUUGUUAUUCAUUUGGUUACUUACUUACCUAUGCCUAGGUAUGUGAAGGACUCCACUUCUUCCAGUGCCUUUCCUGCCAGGUACGGUGACCAAAUUAAAGCCUGUUCAAAGCUUUUGACAAAACUCCGAAUGUUGAAGAAAACGAAACAAAUUAUCAAUCUUUUUCCGAGGACAGGUCACGUUUGAGUCAUUCUAAUAAAUGUCCAGCAAGGGUUGGAUAUUUGGAGAUGUUUGGACCCUCCCAGCAAGGGUUGGAUAUUUGGAGAUGUUUGGACCCUCCCAGCAAGGGUUGGGUAUUUGGAGAUGUUUGGACCCUCCCAGCAAGGGUUAGAUAUUUGGAGAUGUUUGGACCCUCCCAGCAAGGGUUGGAUAUUUGGAGAUGUUUGGUUGUUACAGAAGUGACUCAUCGUGUCAGGGAUUCUCAAGUCCUGAAAGUAAAACUUGUUGAAAAUGUCUAGAAUUGUGUAUUUGAUACCAUUUGAUGGGUUCAAAGGUUAGCUUGAGGACAAGGAACUGUUGGACACGAGAUUUGUCUACAGCUCCCAGCAAUAUUAUUGAUUUUUUUUAACUUUUAGACCUGCAGAAUAUUAUGUCUUAUAUUUAUUUUGAAAUGACUGAUAUCCAAAUUAUGUGCCUUAUAAUAUCUCAUGAUUAUUGGUGUCAGUGAUUAUUGGUGUCAGGGAUUAUUGGUGUAAGAUCAUACAGACAGUCCAUUUACACAUUAACAGUCAUACAUACAUCAUUGUACAGAGAGUCCAUUUGCACUGGCACAGUCAUACAUACAUCAUUGUAUCACACUUUGUACCAGUUCCACUAGACCAGAUCAACACAUUCUUAUCCUAAUACAUUCAACUGUACCAUUGCAGUAUCAGGCAUACUAUCCUAAUACAAUCAUUGUACCAUUGUAGUAUCAGCCAUACUAUCCUAAUUAUGUACCAAAAAGCAAUGGGGAUUUUUAUCAGAUUUCCUUUUAUCCAAAUCUAUGUUUUUUUUUAAAUUUCAUUAUUUAAAAGGAGAAUUGUUUGAAGCUCCAUAUGCUGGUUGUAUGUUGAAUACAUGACAAGCAAUCAAAGAGUUCUAUAUGCUGGUUGUAUGUUGAAUACAUGACAAGCAAUCAAAGAGUUCCAUAUGCUGGUUGUAUAUUGUAAGGAAACCUUGCUUACUCUCUGCUAUCUUCAUCUAGAUCUGGUACUCAAUAAGGAAACAACUCCGGCGAUAACAUUUAAACUCGUGUUCUUUAUUGGGCUGUCACUUUGCUUACACUUUCACUCAUCUCACAACUCUGACUUCUCCCUGCUAUCUAGUUCUCAGUCCGGCCGCCUUCUAAAAGAGCAAAACAAAGACUCAUGCUCAUGUGAUCUUCCUCACCCCCCUCAAGGUCCAGUUCAGAUUUGUCAUUUAUUUGCUGUUUUUUUCUCCAGGGUUAUUGGUUCUUGCAGCUUUGUUUCCACCAAAGACUUCUCUCUCUUCUCAUCUUGGCUUUCAUUUUGUAUGGCAGUUAUGGUACUAGGUUGACUUUUAAUAGCAUCUAGAGAUGUUUCUGUAUCGCCUCCUUCUAAAAGAGCAAAACAACGACUCAUGCUCAUGUGAUCUUCCUCACCCCCCUCAAGGUCCAGUUCAGAUUUGUCAUUUAUUUGCUGUUUUUUCUCCAGGGUUAUUGGUUCUUGCAGCUUUGUUUCCACCAAAGACUUCUCUCUCUUCUCAUCUUGGCUUUCAUUUUGUAUGGCAGUUAUGGUACUAGGUUGACUUUUAAUAGCAUCUAGAGAUGUUUCUGUAUCGCCUCCUUCUAAAAGAGCAAAACAAAGACUCAUGCUCAUGUGAUCUUCCUCACCCCCCUCAAGGUCCAGUUCAGAUUUGUCAUUUAUUUGCUGUUUUUUUCUCCAGGGUUAUUGGUUCUUGCAGCUUUGUUUCCACCAAAGACUUCUCUCUCUUCUCAUCUUGGCUUUCAUUUUGUAUGGCAGUUAUGGUACUAGGUUGACUUUUAAUAGCAUCUAGAGAUGUUUCUGUAUCGCCUCCUUCUAAAAGAGCAAAACAAAGACUCAUGCUCAUGUGAUCUUCCUCACCCCCCUCAAGGUCCAGUUCAGAUUUGUCAUUUAUUUGCUGUUUUUUCUCCAGGGUUAUUGGUUCUUGCAGCUUUGUUUCCACCAAAGACUUCUCUCUCUUCUCAUCUUGGCUUUCAUUUUGUAUGGCAGUUAUGGUACUAGGUUGACUUUUAAUAGCAUCUAGAGAUGUUUCUGUAUCGCCUCCUUCUAAAAGAGCAAAACAACGACUCAUGCUCAUGUGAUCUUCCUCACCCCCCUCAAGGUCCAGUUCAGAUUUGUAAUUUAUUUGCUGUUUUUUCUCCAGGGUUAUUGAUUCUUGCACCUUUGUUUCCACCAAAAUAUUGAAUACAUGACAAGCAAUCCAAGAGCUCCAUAAGCUGGUUGUAUAUUGAAUACAUGAGGAGAAAUCAAAACUGACUUAACCAUUUUUUUCUUGAUCAGUAUUUGUUUGUUCUAUAGAAUUUGAUACCAUAUUUAUUGGUUCUAUUUUAAACCACAUCAUCUUAAAUACAUUUUUGAACUGAAAAAUUAAGUCAAUGAACUAAAUAAUGUUGGAGGACAGAUUAUAUAUUUUUUAACUAGUUGUUGUAAUGUAAUGCUGGUCCUCUUAGGACAGAUCACAUUUAGGACUAUUUUAUGCUCAUGUUAAAAUUAAUAGAUUUCCUUCAACAUAUUUCUUUUACUUUUUAGUUCUGAAUGUUAAAAUUAUUAUAGAUUAAAAUAGAUAGUUGUUAAAGACUUCUAGAUGAAUAGUUUUAAUAUAGCAAUCGAUAAACAGUUUUUAAAAAAAAA
Molecule: messenger RNA, 3725 nt
Organism: Lymnaea stagnalis (great pond snail)
Lineage: Eukaryota; Metazoa; Mollusca; Gastropoda; Lymnaeidae
Source: the annotation of a GenBank genome assembly